This is a messenger RNA of Cyprinus carpio (common carp), 4103 nucleotides long. RefSeq names its product homeobox protein Hox-A10b-like. NCBI's taxonomy places the organism in Eukaryota, Metazoa, Chordata, Actinopteri, Cypriniformes, Cyprinidae. Gene Ontology annotation, biological process: regulation of transcription by RNA polymerase II. Gene Ontology annotation, molecular function: DNA-binding transcription factor activity, RNA polymerase II-specific; RNA polymerase II cis-regulatory region sequence-specific DNA binding. Gene Ontology annotation, cellular component: nucleus. The record is from RefSeq and is a predicted model, not a curated record.
UGUAUCUCGGCCAAAUAGUGUCCUAUCCUAACAAACAUACAUCAAUGGAAAGCAUAUUUAUUCAGCUUUCAGGUGACGUAGGUAUAAAUCUCAGAUGUAACCUAUGACUGAUUUUGUGGUCCAGGGUCACAAAUGAAAAACCGCAAACAUGAAAAAGAAAUUUUGAAUUAUAUUUCAUGUAUUUAAAUGCAAAUCAAAUGACAAAUAUAUACAACGGCGGCCUCGUCAGAUAAAUGAUAAAAGGCUAUCUCCUGAACGCCAAAGGUAGGCAAAGGUAGGCAAAGGUAAUCACAAAGGUAAUCACAUACAAGAUUUGCGAAAAAUGGCUAUUGUUAAAUCAUUUAGUAAACGUUAUGGGAUUGUGGUUAGAUUUAUCUCUAUAUUUAAAAAUAAUAGCCUUUAAACGAUUUUUUUUUACUGUUAACCCAUAACUCAGUAUUGUAAUUAUAAAGCUUAGGCCUAUAUGUAACUUUAAGAUUAUCACAUGCUAAAUCUUUAUUCUACAGUAUGGAAAUCCACAUCCACCACAUAAAGUGCUUCUGAAAAGCAGACUGAAAUCCGCCUCUCGUUUUGAACUUGAGUGUAGUAAAUAAAUUGUUUUGACCCACCGCAUGCAUGAAAACCAGAAGAGCAGUCUGUAACUCACUGUUUAUGUGCUUAAAGGGCUGUUGGGGCAAUUACAGUGUAUCAUAAAGGUUUACUAUUUUAGCACUUGAUCUCCUUUUCGAUACCUUGUUGCUUUUUGGUUUUAUAUAGGCUACGUGGCUCACAAGGCUUUGCGGCUAAGCGGCAAUGUCAGCGUUAACGAAGUCAGUGGUCGUAAACAUUAUGUUGUUCACGUGAAAUUCUGGUUUUAUUCGUUUAUAUUUUCAAAAACGACUGAUCGGGUUUAUGUAGAUUUGACUUUAAAAAAAUCUAGUAGCUUGAAAAAGAUAUGGGACACAAGGGUUACGUGCACACAGAGGGAGGAGUCAUCGGUGCUCGUAGCGAUUUAAUUGGCUGUUAGCUCACACUGAGUUGUAUAGUUAUCAGUAAUUAUAUUCAGCAUGUUUUGCACAAGAAAUGUCAUCCAGAAAGGGCAAUCUUCUUCCACCGUCAAAUUAUACCACAAAGAUGUCAUGCUCCGAUAGUCCAUCUGGAAAUUCGUUUCUGGUAGACUCCUUGAUCCACGGAAGGGCCGAGGGAAGUGGGCACUACUACCAAAACAGCGGAGUCUACUUGCAGCCGAGCUCCGAGUAUUCUUAUGGACUGUCUAACUGUGGCUAUUUUUCUGGACUCAAACGGAACGAGAGCAAUUCGCAAAAUGUAGUACCUACGUGUGGGCCAUAUCAAGGCAUGGAAACAUGGCUGGAGACGUCGAGGUCCUGUCGCAUUGAACAGCCUAACAACCAAAUUACCCCACGGUCGUUCUCGCCCACCAUAAAAGAGGAAAUCUCUUACUGCUUAUACGAGUCUGAGAAGUGUCCAAAAGACACCAUUACAGAGGACAUAUCGUACUCCCGGCUGACACCAAACUCAUGUCCAUCUAGCAACAAUAACGGCUGUGUUCCGGUACCUGGUUACUUCCGUCUAUCUCAGACAUGCAACACAUCUAAAGGGUUUCCAGACAACCAGUCUAUAUCGACUCAUGCCGCUGCUCAACGCUCUACCCGAUUUGACAGCUCUCUUUCAGCCAUAGGAGCAGAAGCGAGCAGGGAAGAGAACGACGAGCCUCCCACAUGCGCCCCGGCAAGAAACAAGGAGCUAAGGGGGUCCACUGGCACCGCUUCAUCUCCCGAACCGCCGGACAGUCCGGAGAAGGCGGUCACUGUUACAAAAGGAGAUUCCAAAAGUGACAAUACAGCAAACUGGCUGAUGGCGAAGAGUGGCCGUAAGAAGCGUUGCCCCUACACCAAACAUCAGACUCUAGAGCUGGAGAAAGAGUUCCUCUUCAACAUGUACUUGACACGAGAGCGUCGCCUCGAGAUCAGCCGCAGUGUGCACCUCACGGACAGACAAGUCAAAAUCUGGUUUCAGAACCGACGGAUGAAGCUGAAGAAGAUGAGUAGAGAAAACCGAAUCCGAGAGUUGUCGGCCAACUUCAGUUUUUCAUGAAGCCUCCUCGCUUUAUAGAUCUCUGGCGCCCUCCUCCAUCAGCUGCAGUGGUAGCCUACUUAACAACAAACCGUCUCCGUAGGUGUGUGUGCAUAUAUGACUUGUGCAAGAUACUAUUGAUAACUUAUUGUGUGUCGUAUACUGUUGACGUUUUUAUCUGUUUAUGUAUCAUUUUAUUUGACAACCCAGUCGUCAUAACAUGUCAUGGUUAUUUAUAAACUGUCAAGAGUACUUCAUUGUAAAAGCAAGACAGGAAAAUAUCGAAUGCUUAAGGUGUUCAUUGUACAUAGCAUUCAGACUAUAUUGUACAUUUAUUGUACUGUAUAUAACUGCGGUAUUUGCAUGUUGUAAUAAUAACUAUUAUGAAACCAUUUUUAAAUAAUAACGACACGUUUCUUCUAAGUACGACCUUGUCAGGUAUUUGCUGUUCUAGGCAUAAUUGGAAAAAUCUGGUUCUUAAAAUGUAGAAACUUCUAAACGUUACGGGACAUCUUGUAUUAUUUUAACAGCACUCAAAUGUACCAUCUUUUUGGAAACAUCUAGGAUAAAGAGAUGGUCUCAGAUGUAAAUUAAUUAUUCACACAUGGCAAAAAUAAAUAAAGGCAUGCACCUAAAAUCAUCAUAGCCUACUUUUAAAGACAAUUAUUGUAGUCCAAAACACUCUUGAUUUUCUGAGCUUUUUUAUAACGGGGAUUUUUGAGAAGCAAGGACUGUAACUUUGCUGACUGUAAAUUGAAAUGAUUUAGAUAAUUAGCUACACAGUCAGUAGUGGUCCCGUGAUAAGUCACACAAAAACUAUUACAAUCAUUCCUAUACCAAUUUUAUUCUUGUCUUUCGGGUUCUAUUUUAUAUUUAAUUUAAUUAAGGGAAUAUACCAUGAAAAGUCAUCCAUUUUUAUGGGACUGCAUUGGUUACAUCACAGCAGUGUGGGCAAAAACUCACAUUUUAUUGUAUUUGUUUGCUUGUGCAGAAAAUAAAUAGAUUAAAAAAUAUAUACGGCGUUGAUUUCUUAUCUUCGCAAGUAAGAAACAAAGACAACUGCUAAGUGAUUUAGGUAGUUUCAUGUUGUUGCGCUCUAUUUUACAUCCCCACGACACGAAACUGUCUUAAUUGCCUCGCAGUGAGAUUCAGCAAAACAACAAGACAAACAUGUUGCGGCGAAUUCUAAAAGUGUUUCCAGAAGUACAUUUUAUCUUGAAAAAAGACCAGAAAUUCUCAGCAACAUAUAUUUUAAGGACACGAUUCUAAUGCGUGAACUGCACGACUGAAGUGAAAUCUUCAGAGCUGUAUAAAAAGUAAAUGUUGGAGUGCAGGUGUAGUUAGCAAGGCCUCGGUUACGAUCAAUGCACUUUGGCCAAAGCCGCGUGCGCAUCUGAGACUGAGAGCACGCCCACACUGCCGGAUGCGUCUGCUGGGCCGGAGGAAAAAAAACACAAAGGCUUUAUUGGCCAUAUUCAGGCCAGACAGCCAAGUUACAACCCGAAGAAAAACAGAGUAAUAGCCCCUGUUAUAAACAAAGUCUGUUGAAGUGCCCAGAGAUCCACUCUUCCGAGGACAAGAUCACAGCAAUGCUCACUGACCAGAGGGAGAGAAAGCUCUGGUCGUCCAUGGUUGUUCUCUAUUGUUAAUGUUUUCAUGGCUAAGACUAAAAAAAUACCAGGAUUAAAUGUAUUUUCUAUUAAAACAGCCCUGUAUUUACUCAUGCUUUAUGUUACAAUUACGUUGCUGAUUUCCAAAUGUCAUGCAAGCUGUUUAUAUUCUGAAUAAAACAUGCCGAGCAACUCUAGUUUAGCCACUGCAAAUACAUUUACAAAUACAACAUUUGAAUUAUGAAGCAUACAGUCACUAUUUCACUGAAUGUGUGGGAUAUUGCAAAACAAAGCUUUUCUGUCCUGUAUCAACUUAUUCAAGAAUACUAACACUAGAAUAUCAUAAUAACCUUGUAAUAACAUUGUGAUUGUGACAUACUGUUGCUAUAAAAUCAUGUUUAUAAUCAUUAUUUUUUGUAG